AUGAAAACUCUACAAUCGUUUAUCUUUUGUGGGAAAGGUUCAAAUUUAUCACCUUUGUCUAAUCCAAAUAUUGAUCCAUCAGUAAAUGAUAAAGAAUUAAAUAAUAUUAGUGAAUUUAAUGUUGAAGCAUUGGCAAGAUUACCAAAAGCUUUAUUGCCAAUUGCUGGUAAACCAAUGAUUGAAUAUGUUAUUGAUUGGUGUGAUCAAGCAGAUUUUUCUGAAAUUAAUAUUGUUGCACAUAUUGAUGAAAUUGAUUUUAUUAAAGCAGGUUUAAAAUCAUUUUUAAAAUUAAGAGACCAACAAUAUGAAUUAAUUGCAAAAGCUUUAUUGUCAACUAAUCAUACUCAUCAUUUAAAGAAACCAAAAAAAAUUAAUUUCAUCUCAACAAAAUCUUCAUAUACAAGUGAAUUGUUACAAAAUGAAUUAUUAGAUAAAAUCCAUAGAGAUUUUGUUAUUUUGCCAUGUGAUUUCAUUACAGAUAUACCACCUCAAAUAUUUUUAGAUCAAUAUCAAAAUAGAGAUGAUGAUAAUAUUGCAAUGGCAAUUUAUUAUAAAAAUUCUUUAGAAAAUGUUGUUGAUAAGAAACAAUCUCAUAAAAAUAAACAAGAUGAUAAAAUGUUUACAUUAUAUUGUGAAAAUCAACAUACUUCAAAACAACCUGUAUUAUUAGAUACAUAUUCGACAAGUGAAGUAACAAAGGGUAAAUAUUUAAAAGUUAGAGAUCAUUUACUUUGGAAUUACCCAAAUUGUUCAAUUUCAAAAAAAUUAAUUAAUUCAUUUAUUUAUUUUUGUUCUUAUGAAUUAGUUCAAUUAUUAACUAAGGAUGAAAACGAUACUAAUAAUAAUCUGUUAACUACAGAAAAUGGUUCAAACAAUAUUAACAAUAAUAAUAGCAAUAACAACAAUAAUAAUAAUGACAAUAAUAAUAAUGGUAAUAGCACCGUAAACAAUUCUAUGAACAAUGGUAUUAAUAAUAACAGUGGUAAUUCCAUGGGUCAAAACUCUUUAAUCUCAAAUAAAAAUAACUUGAACGGCAAUGGUAAAGAUACUAAUAAUUCUCCUAUAGAUCCAACUUUGAUUCAUCCAUCUUAUUUGAGUAAACCAAAUAAUUUGAUUAAGGAUACUAUCAAUACAAAGAGUUCAAUAGCAAAAUUGUUUAGAGAUUUAAGUAGAAGAUCAUGGCAACAUUCUACUGAAAGAGAAACUAUCUCCAUUUUCAUUUUACCAGAAGAAUCUACUUUUAUCCGUUCCAAUGAUUUGAAUUCUUAUAUGGAUGCUACUCGUUUUAUUUUAAAGAUUAAAUCAAAUUCGAGUAAUUUACCUACAACUUCAACAAUGUCUUCUACAAUUGGUGCAGAUUCUGUUGUUGAUUCAACUGCUACUUUGAUGGAAAAGAAUAGUAUCAAAUUAUCUUCCAUUAAUGCCAAUUGUACUAUAGGUAAUAAAUGUCGUAUCUCUGGUUCUAUCUUAUUAAAUAACGUUCAAGUUGAUGAUGAAUGUAUAUUAGAAAAUGUUAUCAUUGGUCCAAAUGCUAAAAUAGGGAAGAAAUCUAAAUUGACUAGUUGUUAUGUGGAAGGUAAUUAUAUUAUUGAUUUAAAGAGUAAUUUCAAGAAUGAAACUUUGAUGAAAAUAUAUGAUGAGGAUGAAUUUGAUGAUUAUGGAAGCGAUGCCAUAUAUGAUUCCAAUACUGACUCUGAUGAUUUUGAUGAAGAAGAAAGUGAUGGUGGGGAGUACUACGAUGAUGAGGAAUUUGAAGAUGAUGGUCUCUUUGAACGUUAA
Maudiozyma saulgeensis is the source of this 1779-nucleotide messenger RNA. The record is from the annotation of a GenBank genome assembly. Lineage: Eukaryota; Fungi; Ascomycota; Saccharomycetes; Saccharomycetales; Saccharomycetaceae.